CGAAUCUGUCAGUCUCCAUUACCAAAACCCUCUGUAUCUCUCUCUCUUUGCCGCAAAAAUGACUAGUACGAAGAACAACGGCUCUGAUCAAAGUCAGGAGACGAAGUUACACUUGGAGGACGCUGAUGUAUCAAUGUCCGAUGGAGGUGACAACAGUGCCGAUGUUGCUGAUGACGUUACCAGCGCCGACUACUACUUCGAUUCUUACUCCCAUUUUGGUAUUCAUGAAGAAAUGUUAAAAGAUGUAGUGAGGACAAAGAGUUAUCAAGAUGUUAUUUACAAGAACAAGUUUCUUAUCAAGGACAAAAUUGUUCUUGAUGUUGGAGCUGGAACAGGAAUCUUGUCUUUGUUCUGUGCUAAAGCAGGAGCAGCUCAUGUUUACGCUGUUGAAUGUUCUCAAAUGGCUGACACAGCAAAGGAGAUUGUUAAGUCUAAUGGAUUUUCAGAUGUUAUAACGGUUUUGAAAGGGAAGAUUGAGGAAAUUGAACUUCCAGUUCCUAAAGUGGAUGUGAUUAUCUCUGAGUGGAUGGGUUACUUUUUGUUGUAUGAAAAUAUGCUCGACACUGUCUUGUAUGCUCGCAAUAAAUGGCUUGUUGAUGGCGGAAUUGUUCUACCAGAUAAAGCUUCUCUGUAUGUUACAGCCAUAGAGGAUGCUCAUUAUAAAGAAGACAAAGUAGAGUUUUGGGAUGACGUGUAUGGGUUUGACAUGUCAUGCAUCAAGAGAAGAGCAAUUACAGAACCUCUUGUUGACACGGUGGAUGGAAACCAGAUCGUGACUGAUAGCAAGCUGCUGAAGACCAUGGAUAUCUCUAAGAUGGAUUCUGGAGAUGCUUCUUUCACAGCACCAUUUAAGCUCGUCGCACAACGAAAUGACCAUAUCCAUGCCCUUGUAGCCUACUUUGAUGUAGCAUUCACCAUGUGCCACAAGAAGAUGGGUUUCUCAACAGGACCAAAAUCUCGGGCAACACACUGGAAACAAACAGUUAUGUACCUGGAAGAUGUGUUAACCAUAUGCGAGGGUGAAACAAUCACCGGAAGUAUGACGAUUGCACAAAACAAAAAGAAUCCCAGAGACGUUGACAUAAAGCUCAAUUAUUCUUUGAAUGGCCAACAUUGCAAGAUCUCAAGGACCCAUUUCUACAAAAUGCGCUAAAAGCGCUUGGAUGAAGUACAAUCCCCAUCGUCUUGAAGCUGAGAUGGACAUUUUCUCAUUUGUAAUUCUGUUGUUUCCAUUUUUUAUAAUGUUGCAGUAACAAGAUGAAUCAGAAAUUUCUUCCCUUGAAUUCUAUAAACAUUGAACAAGAAGAAACUAUUAAAGCUAGUUUUCUAUCGUUUA
Molecule: messenger RNA, 1336 nt
Organism: Capsella rubella
Lineage: Eukaryota; Viridiplantae; Streptophyta; Magnoliopsida; Brassicales; Brassicaceae
Product: probable protein arginine N-methyltransferase 1.2
Exons: 9
Coding region: 59-1153 (364 amino acids)
Biological process (GO): peptidyl-arginine methylation
Cellular component (GO): nucleus
Molecular function (GO): protein-arginine N-methyltransferase activity
Source: RefSeq, a predicted model, not a curated record